AUGAAUCCGUCUCAAAUCAACCAUGAUGCUUCGUUCAAAGAGCAUGACUCUUUGAUCGUUGGUGCAGGUUUCGGCGGUGUAUACCAGCUUAAGAUGCUGCGCGAUGCUGGCUACAGUGUCAAGCUUGUGGAACGCGGAUCAGAUUACGGAGGUAUUUGGUACUGGAACCGGUAUCCCGGUGCACGCGUCGACAGUGCCAUCCCCCACUAUGAAUUCUCCGAUCCAGCAUUAUGGCAGGGAUGGACAUGGAAGCAACGCUUUCCAGGCAGCGAGGAACUCCGUGCCUACUUCCAAUAUGUGGCCAAGGUAUGGGACCUGAGGAAGGAUACGACUGAUACCGGGGUGACUUAUAAGGUGAAGUUCCUACUGCUGAACACCGGCUUUGCAGCGAAGCGGUAUGUUCCCAACUGGAAAGGAAUCGAGUCUUUCAAAGGAACUUUCUUACACCCAUCGAAUUGGCCUUAUGAAGAGCCUGACUUUCGGGAUAAAAAGGUAGCUAUUGUCGGUACUGGAUCAACUGGCAUCCAAUUGGCCCAAGAGCUAAGCAAGGUUGCGGGCCAUCUUACUGUGUUUCAACGGACGCUGAACAUGUCGUUGCCAAUGGGACAAGUGGACUACGAGCCUCCCCAGCAAGCAAUUCCUAAGCCUGAUUAUCCGAAACUCUUUGCUGAACGGUCAGGUAGCUUCUCAGGUUUCUCUUUCAAUUUCCUUCCACGCUCAACCUUUGACGAUACACCAGAACGACGACUCAAAACAUACGAGGAAUUAUGGAAACAAGGGGACUUCAAGUUCUGGCUUGCAACAUACAGUGAUAUGAUUUUCACCCAAGAAGCCAACCGUGAAGCAUACAACUUCUGGCGCGACAAGACACGAGCCAAGAUAAAUUCACCCAAGGUUGCGGACAUUCUUGCACCUAUGGAACAACCGUACCCCUUCGGAUGUAAACGUAUAUCGUUGGAGAAUGAGUACUUUGAAAUGUACAACAAAAUGAACGUCUCUUUGGUUGACGUGAGUGACAAGGGUACGCCGAUCCAGGAAAUCACUGAGAUCGGGGUCAAAACCAUUGAUAAUGAGUAUGAGUUUGACUACAUCAUCAGCGCGACAGGAUACGACGCAAUCACAGGAGGGCUGAAACAAAUUGAUAUCCGCGGCUCGUCGGGCGAAAGCUUGAGUGAGCACUGGAAAGAUGGCACAAAGACGUAUCUCGGCAUGGCAGUGGCAGGCUUCCCCAAUAUGUUCUUUACAUACGGCCCGCAAGCACCAACUGCCUUUUGCAAUGGACCAACAUGUGCUGAACUUCAGGGCAACUGGAUUUUACAAAUGAUCAACUACGUGAAGCGAAAUUCGCUCCGCAAGAUCCAAGCACAGGAGAUGAGUGAAGAUGCAUGGAAGGAGCUUGUAUGGAAGCUUGCGAACGCAUCCUUACUACCGAGCGUAGAUUCUUGGUAUAUGGGUACCAACGUUCCAGGGAAGACCAGGGAGCCAUUGAUCUACCUCGGUGGAGUGCCGAGUUAUUACAAGAUUAUCAACGAAACGGCAGCGAGUGGGUAUAACGGUUUCACAAUUUCGUAA
This is a messenger RNA of Bipolaris oryzae ATCC 44560, 1572 nucleotides long. RefSeq lists its product as uncharacterized. The transcript is spliced from 4 exons. Gene Ontology annotation, molecular function: oxidoreductase activity. Lineage: Eukaryota; Fungi; Ascomycota; Dothideomycetes; Pleosporales; Pleosporaceae. Bases 1 to 1572 code for a protein of 523 amino acids. The record is from RefSeq and is a predicted model, not a curated record.